GGAAUGCAUCCUCCUCCCCUCAAAUGACGGGGUCAGAUGGUUCCGCCGAGGCCGCACAAGCAACCGCUUCCAAGCGCGGAGCUGAGGCGGCUUGAGCGUCAAGUCAGUCGGCGGCGAAAGGGGCUCCUCCCGCCGCUGAAGGGUUGGACCAACUGGCUUCUUUCCGAUCAACCCCGAGCCACAAGGGACCAUGAGUGACGGCGACAAGAACCCAGCCAGCACCCCGACCCCAGUCACUGAUGUGCAAGGGGAUGGGCGAUGGAUGUCCCUGCACCAUCGCUUUAUUGCUGAUAGCAAAGACAAGGAACCAGAGGUUGUCUUCAUUGGAGAUUCUUUGGUGCAGCUGCUGCACCAGUUCGAGAUCUGGAGAGAGCUUUUCUCCCCUCUACACGCUCUCAACUUUGGCAUUGGGGGCGAUGCCACCCAGCAUGUGCUCUGGCGCCUGCAGAAUGGGGAGUUGCAGCACAUCCGACCAAAGAUCGUGGUCGUCUGGGUGGGCACCAAUAACCACGGCCACACUGCCGAGCAGGUGGCUGGCGGCAUAGAAGCCAUUGUGCGGGUCAUCCAUCAGCAGCAACCACAGGCCCGCGUGGUGGUGUUGGGCUUGCUGCCGCGGGGCAAGAACCCCAACCCCUUGCGGGAGAAGAACAGCAGAGUGAACGAUUUGCUCGAGGCAAAGGUUCCGCUGCUGCCCAACGCCUCCUUCCUCAACGUCGACCCGGGCUUUGUGCAUUCGGACGGGACCAUAAGCCACCACGACAUGUACGACUACCUCCACCUGACCCGCAACGGCUACGCCAGACUCUGCCCCGGCCUCCACCGGCUGCUGCUUUGCCUGCUGGGAGAAUGCCACGCUCAAAGCCCUUGACCAAAUGCUGUUGCCUGUGGCCAAGAUGGAGCCACGCUCUGGCCUGGGUGGCUGCAAAGGGACAUCUCCCCAGAAGUUAGAAUGCUGUCUCUCCCACCAGCUCUCCUCCGGUCUUCAAGUGGGUAGGCAAUAAAUACAGCUUCCCUCCCAAGCUGUUACGUCUUCAUCUACCUAGUAUUCAGCACGGAAUCCUGAUUUCUCUCCCCCAAAUCCCUUUCAGCAUGUUAGUUCUGUAGAUUGUUAAGUGAUUGUGGGAGACUGUGGGGUUGGGGGGGCCUGUUGGCCAGCGUCUGCCAAAAACUUAAGUUGGGCACAGGGCAAGUUGAUGCGAACUUGCUUAUGUUUACUUAAUAAAAGUGGUGCACAAAG
Podarcis raffonei (Aeolian wall lizard) is the source of this 1237-nucleotide messenger RNA. It is a transcript of the gene PAFAH1B3, whose product is annotated as platelet activating factor acetylhydrolase 1b catalytic subunit 3. The transcript is spliced from 6 exons. Lineage: Eukaryota; Metazoa; Chordata; Lepidosauria; Squamata; Lacertidae. The coding region runs from base 191 to 868 and encodes 225 amino acids. The record is from RefSeq and is a predicted model, not a curated record.